Molecule: messenger RNA, 2306 nt
Organism: Ruditapes philippinarum (Manila clam)
Lineage: Eukaryota; Metazoa; Mollusca; Bivalvia; Venerida; Veneridae
Exons: 9
Coding region: 87-1985 (632 amino acids)
Source: RefSeq, a predicted model, not a curated record
GUUCAGGUAAACCACUCUUGACUCUCCAUUAUCAUUUAAGUGACUUGCAAAUAUUUUGAUUUCAGUUGAAAAAGAAAACAACAAAGAUGGAAUUGGAAGAGUCGGAUGAACAUUAUCAUUUUAGAGGUCUCACAGGUCAAGAUUUAAAGACGAAAAGGCCUAAAAGAACGUUAUUCACGAUUGGGGUAGGAAGACGUCGACGAAGACUAGUUUUAUUUGUUUUUGCCUUACUUGUGUUAGUUCAGCUCAGUCUCCUUGGGUAUGUUACAUACAAGGUGGAAACAUUAAGAGCUCCUGAUUCGCAAAUUAAUUCUGCAUAUGCUGCUCAUCUAGUAGACAUUGAUGAAGGGGAAGAUAAAACAGGGAAUAUGUCAGAUAUGCAAAAGUAUUUCUUCAAUCAAGGUAUAGUACUUGAUCAUAAGAUAAGAGAUUGUUCUGGUCCAGAGUCAAAAUUGUCGUUCCCUAACAUUGAUUAUGCUUUUUUUGGUUAUGAUAAUUAUCGGGGAUUUCCGCUGGCAGAUUCCCGUGACCCUGGAUUUACUUUUCCUAUUUUCAAAGCUGACUUUUCUAAAAUGCAGCAAACGGCAGACUGUAGAUUUGCCCUGCCUAACGGAUAUAUAGCAGUAGCUAGUGUAUCAUGCGUUACCUCGUUUUCUUCGACCGUACUAGAAACUGUAAAUGAAUUAAAAGAUGUUUUAUCAACAAUGACCGAUUUCAACGUGGCCUAUAAAACUUUUGCGUUUUCUUCAAAUUUCGAUUUUAGAAAAAUGACCUCGACGUUAGAAAGAAAGAAAUCCGUUUAUAUAAUAUCUUCUGCUAAUUGUGACUAUUACUUUGUUAAGCUUCGCAAACAAAUGCCACCAUCAUUUGACGAUGAUUUCCUAAUUUGGCUGAGCAAACUUGAUGCAUCUGACUCUAAUACAACAUAUAUUGAGUUUAUGGACAGGUUCGGUACACAUUUUUUAUCUGAGGCAACAUUUGGUGCUAGAUUUUCAAAUGAAUAUGAAAUGUCUAUGGGCAACUUUCAUUCUAUAAAGGAGACUCAAUAUAGUGCUAGUGCACGUGCAUCUUUUAUUGGAAAGAUAAGCAUUGGUGCUGGCUUUAGUUUAGAAAUAAGCCAGCGGCAAGCGGCACAAGAGUUCUCGGAGAGAGUACAAACACAUACCAAAACGGUAGGAGCAGCCCCGCCUUCAAAUGGAGACGCACUAACUUGGGCUUCUGAGGUAAAAGACAAUCCUGUUCCUUCUAAAAUUGUCCUAAAGGAUAUGGAGGACCUGUUUGUACCCGAAUAUGUUUCUACCCUCGGAAUUGAUUAUGAAACUAUUCGGUUUAACAUAAUGAAGUAUAAGGAGGAUUACAGACGAUAUAGGGAAGAAAACAAAAAGGAGCUUGCAUUUGCUGAUUCGUAUAAAAAGACAGUUAUGUGGAAUGUGAAAAAGACACUGUCAGUAAGAGGAGGAACUCAAGGUCAAUGGGGACAUAUCGAAUUCUGCCCAGACAGACAAUAUGCCAUUGGUUAUAAUCUAAAAAUCGAACCUUAUCAAGGCGAGGCUGAUGACACUGCACUAAAUGCGAUAAGAUUAAUAUGUGCUAAUAGGUUUGGCCAAACCACUGGAAGAACAAUAACGUCAUGGGAGGGUCCAUGGGGAUACUACAGAACAGACAAACUAUGUCCAAAAUCAAAAUCAGUUGAUACCUUCCUUACUCGAUUUCGUCUACAAAUGCAUGACAACAAUCAUAUUGCUGCUUCAUUUGUCACUUUUAAAUGUCAAGAUACAAUGAAAACUGUUGACGAGAUACCACUGGAGAUAUUUCCUGGGAAGGGCGAGCCUUGGGGAAUAUACUGGGAAGAGAGUGAGAGUUGUCCGACAGGAUCAGCUAUAUGUGGAAUGAGAACGAAAAUCGAAGAACGACAAGGCAAAGGAGAUGACUCUGCAUUGAAUAAUGUAAAAUUCUACUGUUGUGCUCUCGACAUUACCCAAUAAGGAUGUUUUAGAAGAACAUUGAUUAUCUACGACAAAGACAACACACUGUUUAUUUUAUUUCAGUAAUACAAGAGUGUAUUUACAAAUUAUCUAUGCUUAAAACUGCAUGAUACAUGUAAAUGAGUCAGUAUUACCACUUACAACAUGUCCUUCAAGACUAGUAUCACUAUAAAAGAGACAUAUUUGUGAUACUUUGACAUACAUAAAUUCCAUACCGCAGUAGUAUGUCAGGUCGAAUACAGUAAAUAAACUGUAUUCAUUUAAUCUUAUAUACUUAGUCUUUUUUCUUUAUUCUGUUAACUUUAUUUUUCAGUCGUUUAA